UUAGCUUUGUUUGUACAGCUUUCGCUUCAUUUGGGCAAGCAGCGUAGCCCCAGUCAUGGGUGAAGCAGAAGCCUUCAGUCAGACUUUUCAGAAAUGGAGCGAGCAUCACCCAGAGGUGAUUUUGGUUGAGUCCGAGGAGACCUCACUCGCAUUGCAGAUUGAGGAGGUGGUGAUCACAUUGAUGCGCCUGGAUGAAGGAGGCUUUUUCGUGGAAGUUCAGGGAGAAGCAGAGGAUGAGGUGGAGGAAGCGGUCACACGAUUGAACAGCCUUUUCACUGAGAAGACCAAGAUGACGUUGCUUGAUGCCUUAGACGCUUUGGUGGAGCAGUUGCCCAGAUCAGAGGACUUGGAGAUGCAGUUGCCCGAGGUGGAAGAGCCCGUGGACGGCUCUGAUCGGCCAAAGCGAAAAGUCAUGGAGGAAGAGCGGUCCUGGGAGAGCUUUGCAGAGGCCUCAGCGGCCAAGGGCUCGCGCCAGGCAUCUCAAGUCUUGAUGCGUGAGAUGCGGGCGCUUUUGGCUCUGGAAGGUGCUGAGAGCGCCAAAGCUCUUGAGAUUGAAAUGGUGAAGGAAUCCUUGUACCAUUGGAGCGUCAAGAUGUUUGCCGAUGGGUUUCCUGACGGCCCCUUGCGGAAAGAGCUGCAGAGUUUUGCUGUGCAGCAUCCUUCUGGUGAAGCAGCUGUGGUUCUAGAGGUCCUCUUCCCUGACAGCUAUCCAAUGCAGCCGCCCUUCAUUCGUAUUGUACGCCCUCGCUUUCAGAUGCACACAGGACACAUCACAGUUGGUGGCAGCAUUUGUAUGCAGCUGUUGACACCUUCUGGUUGGCUGCCCACAGUGUCUUUGGAGAAUGUGUUCGUUGCCAUACGCAGCGAGAUGGUCGAAGGAGGAGGUCGAUUGGACUUCAACUGCAAAAGAGAUUACAGCGUUCAAGAAGCCAGAGAUGCGUUCCAGCGUGUAGCUCAUCGCUACGGCUGGCUCAGGUAGAAGGAAAAUGAUAUAUUAAUAAAUAUAUGAACAAAUAGAUAUCUAUAUAUGUAUAAAUAUAUAUAUAUAUAUACAUAUGUAUAUGUUAUAUGUGUUUAAAAUUGUGUGAUCAUAUUAAAGGAUCCUUUUUUGGGCUGUGUGUUAUUUUUUUAUGCGGAUGUUUAUGUUCGGUGUAAUUUUGGG
This is a messenger RNA of Durusdinium trenchii, 1162 nucleotides long. Lineage: Eukaryota; Dinophyceae; Suessiales; Symbiodiniaceae. The record is from the annotation of a GenBank genome assembly.